Messenger RNA from Anopheles gambiae (African malaria mosquito), 724 nucleotides. Its product is annotated as protein LLP homolog. The transcript has 2 exons. The coding region runs from base 213 to 689 and encodes 158 amino acids. NCBI's taxonomy places the organism in Eukaryota, Metazoa, Arthropoda, Insecta, Diptera, Culicidae. Gene Ontology annotation, biological process: dendrite extension. The record is from RefSeq and is a predicted model, not a curated record. Gene Ontology annotation, cellular component: nucleolus. Gene Ontology annotation, molecular function: RNA binding.
CAGACGUCAAACACCUUACCUUUCCGUCACCUGAAGUUCUCUUCCAAAAUACGACAAACAAGAGGCACCACGUUUUCGUGUUUGCUUCAUACAUUUGUUCGUAUUUAGCGGUGCAAAGCGCUUACUUUCGAGCGUAAAUUACUCUCAAACGCUAGUAAUCUCCAUUGCCUUACCGUUUCCGAGUGAAUAAAGUACACCGCACAGCCACCAACAUGACGGCCCGCUGCAAGAAACGCCGCAACCAGAACAACGCCAUUCGCCGUGCCAAAAACAAGGUGAAGGAGGUAAAGAAACUGAAGAAAAUGCUCGGCUUCAUCGAGGAGGACGUCGGCGAGGGCAAUCUGAUGGACAAGCUGAAGGAUAUUACCGAGCAGAAGAAAAAGGAAGAGGAGCUAGAGCUGUUGAAGAAAGAAACGCUCGCGGAAAUCGUUCAGAAGGAGCAGAAAGCGACGGCCAAGCGGGAAAAGUUCAUCACGGUGGUCAACCCGAAGACGAACGUAAAGCACCUGUACAACGUGAAAACGAAGCGCGACCAGUUCGGCCAGUAUCCGGCCUGGUACAACCCGCGCAAGGAGCGCAAGAAGCAGAUGGUGCGCGAGGGCAAGGACGCCCGACGAAAGGAGUUCCGCGGCAAACGGAUGCACUUUAUCGAUCGUACGAACAACUGGAAGGCACUGCUGGCGCAAUAAAACCACACACACGCACCGUAAUUUUGUUAAAGUAA